This is a messenger RNA of Stylophora pistillata, 2877 nucleotides long. RefSeq lists its product as uncharacterized. The record is from RefSeq and is a predicted model, not a curated record. NCBI's taxonomy places the organism in Eukaryota, Metazoa, Cnidaria, Anthozoa, Scleractinia, Pocilloporidae.
GCUGAGCUGUGAUUUCUUGUGGCUUGCGUCAAUUGCUUUGUACCAAUAUCAUCAACAGAGCUUCAGCUCAUGAGCAAAUGCGAGAAUUGAAGAAUGACGAGAAAACGGCCGACACUCUUUUCGCUGCUUUUAGCAGUUAUUCUGUUCGCAGACAUAUCUCGUGGAAGGCCUUCAAAAGGUUGUAUAGAUCAAGUUCGCAGUCUACAAUCGCAUCAAAAGAGUAUUAACUCUCACAUUCCUCACCCCAUUGGUGCGCAAAAGAAGUCAUCCGUACAUCAGGACUGCGGCGAAGAUGAGGAAAGUGGAGCUUCUCCUUUAAAAGAAAAAACUAAAAUUAAAAGCCUUCAAACAAGCAUUCACAAGAACCUUUUGAAACUCUUUCAUAAGCUUAAAAAUGCUAAGCCUGGUAGUGUGAUGCCUGAUCGUAAAGAGUUUACGAAUUUUCAAAUAAAACCAAGCCCAGAUGCUCAUAAGGUAGAUGAUGCAGGGGUGUCGACAGGUGUCCCAUUAAGCAAAGUUAGAGACGGAAUUAAGAGUAUAAGUCAAUUUAAAGAUAUCAAUACUACCUCCGCGCUGAAAGCACUUGACAAGUUGGUCAGCGGAGUUCUUCCAAACGUAACAGCGGCAGCUGGAAAGAAUUCAUCCAGUAACGGCUCUCAACUUGGAGAUUCCGAAGGUGGAAGUGGCUCGGCAAUGGAUCCAAAAGAAAAUGACCAAAGUAAAACAGAUCCUUAUGCGGCUAUUGCUGCUGGACCAGACCACCCUAAGCUCCCACCGGAUUUAAAGAUUUCUCCAGGUGGUGCUGAAGGAGAAACACCUCCAGUUGUUCCAGUCGGUAUGUCAGACGACAGUAAAGGUGGCGAUGGUAACAAGAGCCCUGAUGAGCCCAGUGAAGCCCCAAGUCAAGGAGAUGGCAAAGACAGCGAGGAGCCUGACAACCCGAUGGUGAAACAAAUGCAACAACAAGCAAUGCAAGUCAUACAAGAACAAAUGCAGAACCAAUUCAAGGCAGCUAUGCAGACAGCAAAAGGAAUGCCGGGGAUGGGAGGAAUGGGUGGGAUGGGAGGAAUGGGUGCUAUGGGAGGAAUGGGUGGUAUGGGUGGCAUGGGAGGCAUGCAAGGCAUGGGAGGAAUGAGCGAUGGAAUGGAUAGUAUGGGCGGCAUGCAAGGCAUGGGCGGCAUGGGUGGAAUGGGUGGAAUGGGAGGCAUGGGUGGUAUGGAUGGUAUGGGUGGAGGUAUGGGUGGAGGAAUGGGAGGAAUGGCUGGCUUCGGUGGACUGGGAGAAAUGGGAAUGGCCGGAAUGUACGGCAACCGCAUGGCAGAUAUGGGAGAUAUGGAAAACGCCGGCGAUGCAUUUCAAAGAGACAAUCUAAGGGGAAACGAUGAUUAUUUUAAUGGAGUAAAUGGUUAUUAUGCGAGAGGAUUUGGAGAAGAACUCAGGGAACCUAUGGGUCCCAUGGGGCCAAUGGGACCUAUGCCUAUGAUCGAUGAACCUGCAGUUGGACGGGACAAAGUACCAUUAGGAUACGAAGACCGGCCAAGGAUGCCUUAUUUUCGUCCUUUUCGUAGACAUCGUUACUUCGACAACGAGGAUGAUUUUGACGACGAGGGAUUCGACGAUGAUAUCGACGAAGACGAGCCUUAUUUUGUUCCCGCUCGUGAACAUGCUGCUCUUGAAGAGCCAAUGGAAGAAGGUCCUGAGAGCGAUAUCGACGAAGGAUACGAUGCUCCUCAUGAUAGAAAAGCUAAAAUAGCAAAGGUUGAAAAACCUGACAAGAAAGAAAAGCAAAAGCAUGACAGUCAUAAACUCCACAAAGGACCCAAAGAUCAAUCAACCCUGGCAUCAAAGAAGGACAUCACCGAGAAGCGGGAAAAAACAUCAGGUGUGAGCACAGAGCCAGCAACUCCCGAGAUGUUUUACAAUUCUGCAAUGAAACAAAUUCAGGACCAGGCCAUGGCGGGUAUUGAAAAGCAGAUGCAAAAUCAAUUUAGCGCCGCUUGGAAAAACGCGCACGGAACGGGAGGAAGGCCAAAUAUGGGAGGUGGCGGAGGAGGAGGAAUGGGUCGCAUGGCUGCUAUGAACGGAAUGGGUGGAAUGGGAGGGAUGGGUUUUAUGGGUGGAAUGGGAGGAAUGGGAAGAAUGAACAAAAUGGGGAGCAUGCAAAACAUGCCAGGUUGUAUGGGACCAAUGCAAGGUAUGCCGGGAGGUAUGGGUCCAAUGCAGGAUAUGCCGCAAGGGUUAGGAGGCAUGGGAACUUUUAAUGACAUGCCAGGAGGCCCGGGAGGUGCGGGACCCAUGAACGACAUGCCGGGAGGCAUGGGCGACAUGGGCGCAGUGGGUAACAUGGAUGGCGGUGCAGGAAUGACUGGAAUGGGAGAAACGCCUGGCAUGGAAGGAGUGGGUGGUGGAAUGAUGGGUGGAGGAUUGGACAAUGGAAUGAAUGGAUUCGGUGGAAUGGAUGGUAUUAAUGGCUUCACUGGGAUGAAUAACCCAGGUAUCACAACCCUGGGAGAUGCACCUGGCGGCCUAUUUAGAAGAGGGUUCCAACGUAAAUUAGGAAGAAAGGACAAUCAUCACAAGAAAGCUAGAAUAAAUAAGUCAAAGAAAAGCGCUAAAAAAGUAAAGGAGAAAUCUCAUUAAGAAAAAAGUUACCUCCAAUAGUUAUCUCGGGCAUGUGUUUAAAAAAAUGCCCGUUCUAAAUGGGCGUCAAUAGAACAAAAAUAAUUUAAAGGGUUCCAAAUUCGUAAGAUAUGUCAAGCAUUUUGUUUUCUAAUUCAGCACUCGAUGGUGGGAAUCUACGAGAACAACUUUUGAGCGAAACCAUUAUCCUCGUCAUUACACUAGUUACGAUUCCAAUAAAAAUUACACUUACUGUGA